Messenger RNA from Symbiodinium necroappetens, 255 nucleotides. Lineage: Eukaryota; Dinophyceae; Suessiales; Symbiodiniaceae. The record is from the annotation of a GenBank genome assembly.
AUGAUGCAGAACAUCCUGUGCUUUGCGUCCGGCUACGUCAACGCCUUGACCAUCAUCGACAUGGGCAUGACCGUGUCCCAUCAGACUGGCAACACCAGCCACGCAGGACGCCUGAUUAUGAACGGUGGAGCCGCAUUCUUUCACCUCAUGGCCGCGUUCGCUGCCGGCAGCUUCGUGGCAGGCUACAGCAAGUCUGACGGUGAGGCAGUCUACCAGGGCCGCUACUCCCCCAACAUGCUCGCAUCCACUUUCUGC